This is a messenger RNA of Oryza sativa Japonica Group (Japanese rice), 3077 nucleotides long. The record is from RefSeq and is a predicted model, not a curated record. NCBI's taxonomy places the organism in Eukaryota, Viridiplantae, Streptophyta, Magnoliopsida, Poales, Poaceae.
UCCCAUAAAAACCUCGCCCCCAUCUACUGCAGCUGCUAGCCUGCAACUGCUCCCACUUCACUCCUCUUCUCGCGAGUCGAGUCCAAGGAUCAAAAUUAAGCAGUUAAAAACUGAGAGAGAAAAAAAAAACAAGAAAAGAAAGGCGAGCUCUCCCUCCAUCGCCAUUGCCACCCUCCACAAAACACCGUGCGGCGCUCUUCACGUUGCCGCCUCGCACGCAUUGCUCCUCUCCAAGAAGCAGCUCACUGCUCUCUCUCUCUCUCUCUCUCUCUCUCUGUCCCUCUCUCUCUCUCACGCCAAGAGAGAGGGUGAGCAGAGGAGAGGUAGCUAGCUCGGAGCUUUCUUUGGAGAGGGGACACACUUGCAAUGGCGCCGGCGCCGACUCCGGCUGCCGCCGCCGGCCGCCGCGUGGCAGUGCUGGCCGCGGCGCUCGUGGCGGCCUCCCUCGCGGCGAGCGUGGGCGUCGCCAACGCGGCCGUGUCGUACGACCGCCGGUCGCUCGUCAUCAACGGCCGCCGCCGCAUCCUCCUCUCCGGCUCCAUCCACUACCCGCGGAGCACCCCCGAGAUGUGGCCGGGGCUGAUACAGAAGGCCAAGGACGGCGGCCUCGACGUCAUCCAGACCUACGUCUUCUGGAACGGACACGAGCCCGUCCAGGGCCAGUACUACUUCAGCGACCGGUACGAUCUUGUCAGGUUCGUCAAGCUGGUGAAGCAGGCCGGCCUCUACGUCCACCUCCGCAUCGGCCCCUACGUCUGCGCCGAGUGGAACUUUGGGGGCUUUCCUGUCUGGCUGAAAUAUGUGCCGGGGGUUAGCUUCAGGACGGACAAUGGCCCGUUCAAGGCGGAAAUGCAGAAGUUUGUGGAGAAGAUUGUGUCGAUGAUGAAAUCCGAGGGGCUGUUCGAGUGGCAGGGCGGCCCGAUCAUCAUGUCUCAGGUGGAGAAUGAGUUUGGGCCGAUGGAGUCGGUCGGUGGCAGCGGUGCCAAGCCGUAUGCAAAUUGGGCCGCAAAGAUGGCCGUCGGGACCAACACUGGCGUGCCGUGGGUGAUGUGCAAGCAGGACGACGCCCCUGACCCAGUGAUCAACACUUGCAAUGGAUUUUACUGCGACUACUUCAGCCCAAACAAGAAUUACAAGCCGUCCAUGUGGACUGAGGCCUGGACCGGCUGGUUUACAUCGUUCGGAGGUGGGGUGCCGCAUCGGCCAGUGGAGGAUCUGGCUUUUGCCGUGGCGAGGUUCAUACAGAAGGGUGGCUCUUUCGUGAACUAUUACAUGUACCAUGGAGGAACCAAUUUUGGCCGGACAGCUGGUGGUCCCUUCAUUGCAACCAGCUAUGAUUAUGAUGCUCCGAUUGACGAAUUUGGUCUGCUUAGGCAACCGAAAUGGGGUCACUUGAGAGACCUUCACAGGGCCAUCAAGCAGGCUGAGCCUGUGCUGGUUUCUGCCGAUCCGACAAUAGAGUCUAUUGGCAGCUAUGAGAAGGCAUAUGUCUUCAAGGCAAAGAAUGGAGCAUGCGCGGCGUUCCUGUCGAACUACCACAUGAACACUGCAGUCAAAGUCAGGUUCAAUGGGCAGCAGUACAACCUUCCUGCUUGGUCCAUCAGCAUUCUGCCGGACUGCAAAACUGCCGUCUUCAACACUGCAACGGUGAAGGAGCCAACAUUGAUGCCAAAGAUGAACCCAGUGGUUCGAUUCGCUUGGCAGUCAUAUAGCGAGGACACAAACUCGCUGAGCGACAGCGCGUUCACGAAGGAUGGCCUUGUUGAGCAGCUGAGCAUGACAUGGGACAAGUCAGACUACCUGUGGUACACCACAUACGUCAACAUUGGUACAAAUGACUUGAGGUCUGGUCAGUCUCCUCAGCUCACUGUCUACUCCGCUGGGCACUCGAUGCAGGUGUUCGUGAACGGGAAAUCAUAUGGAUCUGUUUAUGGUGGUUACGACAACCCGAAGCUGACAUACAAUGGACGUGUCAAGAUGUGGCAGGGCAGCAACAAGAUCUCCAUCCUAAGUUCAGCAGUUGGCCUCCCUAAUGUUGGCAACCAUUUUGAGAACUGGAAUGUCGGAGUGCUCGGACCGGUGACCCUCUCCAGCCUAAAUGGGGGCACAAAAGACCUCAGCCAUCAGAAAUGGACCUAUCAGGUCGGCCUGAAAGGCGAAACGCUGGGUCUCCACACCGUCACCGGAAGCUCCGCAGUCGAAUGGGGUGGCCCUGGCGGCUACCAGCCACUGACUUGGCACAAGGCUUUCUUCAACGCGCCGGCCGGGAACGACCCAGUGGCGCUCGACAUGGGCAGCAUGGGGAAGGGCCAGCUCUGGGUGAACGGCCACCACGUCGGCCGGUACUGGUCGUACAAGGCCUCCGGUGGCUGCGGCGGCUGCAGCUACGCCGGGACGUACCACGAGGACAAGUGCCGGUCCAACUGCGGCGACCUGUCCCAAAGAUGGUACCAUGUGCCGAGAUCAUGGCUGAAGCCGGGCGGCAACCUGCUGGUGGUGCUGGAGGAGUACGGCGGCGACCUCGCCGGCGUCAGCCUGGCGACGAGAACCACAUGAACGAAUUGCAGCGAGAGAUCAUCACCACCAUUUGAUACAGUCGUCGACGGCCGCGUGAACAGCUUCCUCCUGUAGCACGCAGAAUUCGUCGAUGGUAUUUACACACACAGACGAACACCUUACAAGUAAAAAAAAAAAAACACAGGAGCAGCAGCAACAGGUGUGUAUUUAUUGGGGAGUCGGAGAGGUGGUUGUCUCGCUCGCCGGUGGCCUUCACUGCGGCUGCAGCGACGGCAGUGGCAUCACCGGCCACCGGCCGGCAUGCAGACGCUGUUCAGUUGUUUGCGUUGCUCGGGAAUUUGUUACGGUGCAUAGAGCAUUUGUUAUUGUAACUUGUAAUCUUUGUCGACAUUAUAAAUUACUAGUAUUACUAGUUGUGAGAAUUGAUUAUGCAGGAAAUCACAAAUAGUUUUGUCAAUCCGUUAUUGUCUGUAGCUAUCCAUUUUUAGGAAAACUGUUUGAUGUGUUGGAGAUUUUACGAGAAGUUGAAGUUGUUAAAAGCUCUCUAGAGGGCCAAUUUA